AUGUUAUCCUAAAAAUAGUAGCAAUAAUAUAAAUAAUCUAAUAAGACAAUUUUAGAGAGACCUUAGCUCAUUAAGGGAGCAUGGGGAAGUGAAAGGAAGAGUUUGAUCUAAAAAUAGAAGCAACCUGAUGAUUUCUAGAAAUAAAUGGAAAAUAUCUUCCUUCAAAGCAUAAAAAUAAUAAACUUAGCAAUUAUAAUGGUUCUCCCGAAAGUGAACAUGUUUGUUGGAAUCUGCGCAUUAAGCUUUUAGGCCUUUGUGCUUUACCCUUGGCAUAAUGUGAUAUUGGAGCAAGUUGAAAGUUUGGAUAAAAAUGUUAGAAUACUAGAAGUAAUGCAGCAAUAGCUUGUUAAGGAAGCUGAGCAACUACAAAAAUUGAACCCAAUUUGAUACAUAUUCAUAUAUUUCUUUCAAUAUCACAAUAUGUACAUUGUA
This is a messenger RNA of Paramecium tetraurelia, 432 nucleotides long. RefSeq lists its product as uncharacterized. Lineage: Eukaryota; Ciliophora; Oligohymenophorea; Peniculida; Parameciidae. The transcript has 2 exons. The record is from RefSeq and is a predicted model, not a curated record.